Molecule: messenger RNA, 3114 nt
Organism: Miniopterus natalensis
Lineage: Eukaryota; Metazoa; Chordata; Mammalia; Chiroptera; Miniopteridae
Gene: PKD2L2
Product: polycystin 2 like 2, transient receptor potential cation channel
Biological process (GO): detection of mechanical stimulus
Cellular component (GO): membrane
Molecular function (GO): calcium ion binding; calcium channel activity
Source: RefSeq, a predicted model, not a curated record
AUGCCUGAGGCGUCCCGUUGGCACCGAGGCGGGAUUCCAAACCAUAAGCUGCAGUUCAGAAAGGAAGUAGAGAGUACAAUCACACCUCAGGAGUUAUUACUCUACUUUAUUUUUUUAAUAAACCUAUGUAUAUUGGCUUUUGGGAUGGUAAACCCACAUAUGUAUUACUUAAACAAAGUUAUGUCAUCUCUGUUUUUGGAUACUUCUCUGCCUGAUGAGGAAAGAACCAACUUUAAGUCUAUCCGAAACACCAGUGAUUUUUGGAAGUUUAUGGAAGGACCCCUUUUAGAUGGUCUGUAUUGGGACUCAUGGUACAACAACCAGUUGUAUAAUUUAAAGAACAGCAGUCGCAUCUACUUCGAGAACAUACUUUUAGGAGUCCCCAGAGUCCGUCAACUAAAAGUCCGAAACAACACAUGCAAGGUCUAUUCAUCCUUUGAGUCUUUGAUAACGGACUGUUAUGCCAAAUACACUUCUGAAAAUGAAGACAUAUCUGAUUUUGGCCUUACACAUGAUACUGAAUGGAAGUAUUCUACCCCUAGUAGCAACUCCCCUUGGUACAGGGGAUUUGUUGGUGUUUACCGAAAUGGGGGAUAUAUUUUCAUUUUAUCAAAAUCAAAAUCUGAAACCAAAAACAAGUUCAUUAACCUUCAACUGAACAACUGGAUCACAAGAGGGACCAGAGUUAUUUUUAUUGACUUUACCGUAUACAAUGCCAAUGUAAAUCUGUUUUGCAUCGUCAGAUUGGUGGCCGAAUUCCCUGCAACUGGAGGAAUACUUACUUCAUGGCAGUUUUACUCUGUGAAGCUCCUCACAUACGUUAGCUACUAUGAUUAUUUUAUUGCUGCCUGUGAAAUCAUAUUUUUAAUUUUAUUUAUUGUCUUCAUAACACAAGAAGGCAAAAACAUAAAAGAAUUUAAGUCAGCCUAUUUCAAAAGUAUUUCGAACUGGCUAGAAUUACUACUUUUGGUGUUGUGUUUUGUGGCCAUUCUCUUCAACUCAUACUAUAAACUGCAAAUUUUCCUCUUACUUGAAAAGCUGUUAAAAAACACUGAAAAUUAUUCAGACUUCUAUUUUCUUGCAUACUGGCACAUUUUUUACAACAAUAUAAUUGCUAUUACCUUCUUCUUUGCGUGGAUAAAGAUAUUCAAAUUCAUAAGCUUUAGUAACACAAUGUCUCAGCUGUCAUCAACCUUCUCCCGCUGCACCAAAGACAUAGUAGGAUUUGCCAUUAUGUUUUUUAUAAUAUUUUUUGCUUAUGCCCAGUUAGGAUUCUUUGUUUUUGGAUCACAAGUUGAAGAUUUUUCCACUUUUCAAAAUUCCAUAUUUGCACAGUUUCGAAUUAUUCUUGGGGAUUUUAAUUUUGCUGCUAUUCAGCAAGACAGUCGUAUCUUGGGACCCAUUUACUUCAUCACCUUCAUCUUUUUCGUGGUCUUUAUAGUGUUGAGCAUGUUCUUGGCAAUAAUUAAUUAUACCUAUUCGGAAGUGAAAGCUGAUUAUUCAAUAGGCAGAAAGCCAGAUUUUAAACUUGGCAAAAUGAUUAAAAAGAAUUACAACAGUGUCCUCAGAAAACUCAAACUAAAGAAACCCGAAAAGUAUGAAGACAGUAAAAGUGAGAAAGGCAGAGAUUUGGCUGAACAAGCCAGAAGAGAAGGCUUUGACGAACAUGAGAUUCGAAGUGCAGAGCAGAUGAAAAAAUGGAAAGAGAGGCUUGAGAAAAAGUAUUAUUCUACAGAAAUUCAAGAUGACUACCAGCCUGUCACUCAAAAAGAAUUUCGAGACCUCUUUUUAUAUGCUGUGGAGCUGGAGAAAGAAUUACACUACAUCAGUUUAAAAUUAAACCGAGUGAUGAGAAAGGUUUCAGCUCUGCCCUACUGAGACAAGUGGAGGUGAGAAUCUGUGAUGCAGUCAUUGUACAUUUCUAACAAAGGCUCAUUCCUGUACUGAUUUCCUAAACUUGUCCCCAUUUCCAAUAUACUUUAAAAGCACUAAACCACCUAUCAUCAAAAUAUUGCCAGAGUCAAUGAUAAUCAUCAAAUGAUUUCUGGGACUUAAGUGCCCCUGGAGGCGACCUACUAUACAAUCCAUGUAUAUUACAACAUGCCUCCAAAGUACAUACAUACUGGUUCACACGGACGAUUUUAUAAUGUUGUUAUUAAAUUCUAGGAAUAUGAAGGGAAAAGUAUAAAAUAAUGCUUAUAGUUCAUGGUGCAGGUCUCUAACCAACAGUUCAAUACGUAGGUAAAGACAGUUUUCUCAAUGUUCCACAGAGUGUAAGAACUGUCAGUGCUCUCACCAUGUACCAUGUUCCAAGUUCCUCUAACAGGUAAUAAAUGCACAGGACUCUGCAAAGCCAUCAUACGAUGGCUAAAGUAAAAUAAUCUCAUCUCCACUCUUUCCAAUUUGAAGUCUCCUAUAAAAAGCCAAAGUGUUAAAGAACUUUCAAAUCACCUACAGAAAUUUUACUAAUACCUUUGAACUGGAAAUUCAUCUACACGGUUUCUAAAGUAGCAUCUAAAGUUUCCCCAAAGUGCUUCCUCAACUACUUUAAAAGCAAAAUACACUUUAAAAAAUAAAGAGCAAGGUAGGAGUAUCAGGGUUAUAAAAAGUCAAGUUGUGUUUGGAAAGUGUAAAUGAGGCUACUGCAAAAGCUCUGUUGGAUGGUUGGAAAGUUAUGAAUGGCUGGGAUUCUGGAAACUAGAAGGAAACUUCUCUAAUUUUUUUUAGGUUACAUAAACCCUCCUAGAAGAAACUUGUUCUCUUAGCCCAAGCAACAGCAUUUGACCAUAGUACUCAAUUUCCACAUUGCUGUUCAACAGUUCUGGAUUUUAAAAUUUGAAUAAAGGGAGUUUUAAAUCUACCCACCUUCCCCAGGCCAAACUCUUAAGAGACUGUACACCAAGUUUUCUUAAUAGGAUAAUUCAAAGCAACAAGAAAUGCUGACUAUCCUCUCUGUAUCUUCUCCUACAUUCUCACAAGGGAAACAACAUGGCCUUUCCCUGUCUUACCACUCCCCAGAGCUGGAGCCAGCCAGAUGGUUUACUAACCCUGUUGUCCCCACAUAUAACCGCAGGUUGGGGUAAUUCAAACAAAGUCUGAGGACGUUAAGACAAG